Molecule: messenger RNA, 2103 nt
Organism: Pelagomonas calceolata
Lineage: Eukaryota; Pelagophyceae; Pelagomonadales; Pelagomonadaceae
Source: the annotation of a GenBank genome assembly
AUGAGCGCCAACCGCAAGCUCCAGACGGAGAUCGACCGCACGCUCAAGAAGGUCGAGGAGGGCGUGGAGGUCUUCGACGAGGUGUGGGACAAGGUCUACAGCGCGACGCAGCAGAACCAGAAGGAGAAGUACGAGGUCGACCUCAAGAAGGAGAUCAAGAAGCUGCAGCGGCACCGCGACCAGAUCAAGACGUGGGCGGCGUCGAGCGACGUCGGCCGCCGCGCCGCGACGCGGGCAAUUUCUGUUACGUUACGCGCGCCGGAGCCCCGGUUGUCUUCCGCGCAGGUCAAGGACAAGCGCGCGCUCGCGACGGCGCGGAAGCUCAUCGAGACGAAGAUGGAGCAGUUCAAGGUCUGCGAGAAGGAGACCAAGACCAAGACGUACUCGAAGGAGGGCCUCGCGCGCGAGGCGCGCGUCGACCCGCACGAGGCGGCCCGGCGGAGCACGCGCGCCUGGCUCCGCGACGCGGCGGACCGCCUCGGCGCGCAGGUCGACGCGGCCGAGGCCGACGUCGAGCGCCUCUCGGCGGGCCGCGGCGCGAAGAAGCACCGCGCCGAGGUCGAGGCCCUCGAGGCGAGCGUGCGGCGCCACAAGUGGCACGUCGCGCGCCUCGAGCAGAUCGCGCGGCUCCUGGACAACAGCGUCCUGACGCCCGAGCGCGUCGACGAGGUGCGCGAGGACGUCGAGUACUACAUCGACGCCAACCAGGAGCCCGACUUCGCGGACGCGUACGACGAGACCAUGGACAUCUUCGAGGGCCUCGAGCUCGGCGCGCCGCGCGAGGCCCGCGACGAGGGCGCGGUCGCGCGCGGCGGCGGCGCGCCCGCCGACGACGACGACGGCCUCGACGCCAAGGCGCGACGCAAGCGCGACCGCGCGCUGCUCAAGGAGCGCGAGCGCGAGGAGAAGCGCCUCGCGCGCGCGGCCAAGGCGAAGCCGGUCCAGGCGGUGCCGCUGACGAUCGGGCGCGCCGUCGCCUCGAAGCCGCCGGCGCCGGCGGCGCCGGCGCCGGCGCCGGCGGCCAAGCGGGCCGCGGCGCCCGCCGCGCCCGCCGCGCCCGCCAAGGCCCCGGCGGCGCCGGCGCCGGCGGCGCCGCCGGCCGCCGCGGCGCCGGGCGGCUCGAGCCUCGCCGCCAUCCUCAAGCAGCGCACGGACCGCCCGGCGCCACGGCCGGCGACGGCGGCGCCGUUCGCCGCCGCCGCGCGCCAGGCGCUGCCGCCGGGCGCCGCGCCGGCGCCGCCGGGCGCCGCCGGCGCGGCCGGCGGCUACGCGCCCUACGCGGCCAGCGGCCGCGCGGCGGCGGCCGCGCCGCCGGCGGCCGGCGGCGACGCGGCCCUCCUCGCGCGCCUCGCACGGGGCGGCGGCGGUGGCGGCGCGGCGGCGGGGGCGGCGGCCGCGCCGGCGAUCGGGCCCGCGCCCGCAGCGCCCCCCGCGGCGGCGGCGGCAGCCGCGCCGGCGACGGCGGCGGCGGGCGCCGCGCCGGCGCCGGCGCCGGGCGUCGACGCGUGCUUCGCGCCGGGCGCCUCGCUCGAGCCGCUCCUCGACCGCACGGACCCCGCGGCCGCGGACGACACGUACGCGCGCCUCCUCGACGCGCGCGCGCCGCCGCCGCCGCCGCCGGGCGCCGGCGCGGCCUCGGCGGACGACCUGCGCGCGCACCGCGCGGCGGCCGAGGCGCGGCGCCUCGCAGCGCUCGCGCUGUCGAUGCGCCGCGCGCCGCGCAAGCGCGACGCCGAGCGGCCGCGGCAGUACGUGCCGCGGAACCCCUACGCGACGCCCGCCGCCUUCCCGACGCAGCCCGCGGCCGUCUUCGACGGCGCGGCCGUCUUCGCGCGCCUCGGCACGGACACGCUCUUCUUCGUGUUCUACUACCAGCAGGGCACGUACCAGCAGUACCUCGCCGCGCGCGAGCUCAAGAAGCAGUCCUGGCGCUACCACAAGAAGUACAUGACGUGGUUCCAGCGUCACGAGGAGCCCAAGGCCACGACGGACGCCUUCGAGCAGGGCACGUACGUAUACUUCGACUACGAGACCGGCUGGUGCCAGCGCAUCAAGUCAGACUUCACCUUCGAAUACGCGUACCUCGAGGAUGAACUCGUUUAG